Messenger RNA from Naegleria gruberi, 390 nucleotides. RefSeq lists its product as uncharacterized. Lineage: Eukaryota; Heterolobosea; Eutetramitea; Acrasida; Naegleriidae. The transcript has a single exon. The record is from RefSeq and is a predicted model, not a curated record. Bases 1 to 390 code for a protein of 129 amino acids.
AUGUCAGCCACACGUUCCUCUCGGAUUAUUAAAACACUCACCAAUCAAUUCUCUCCUAUUAAAUUAUCAAUUAAAAACAUUUCCAAACCCUAUGAAAAUGAUGGAGCACACAAUGAUAUUUUCAAACAAGCUGGUGGAGAGUCACAUCUUCGGAUCACUAUUGUGUCCGAUAAUUUUGAAGGACAAACAAUGGUUAAGAGACAUCGAAUGAUUCAUAAGGCUAUUUCUGAUGAAUUUCGGGAUGGUUUACAUGCCCUCACUAUUCACGCAAAAACACAAUACGAAUACAAUCAAUCAUUGGAAAGAAUGAGGAAAAUAAGAGAGGACAGAGAGGAUGAAAUCAAUGAAGAUGAGGACAUUAUGGAUGAGGACCUACGAGGAAAGGAGUAA